AUGUUCAACCUCUCCGAGAACUCCAGCCUCCGUGGCUCCGGCCACAUGAUCCUCAACGUCUUCCGGGCCUUCAACAUCAUCGGUCUGCUGGCCGUGAGCGCCUCGACCUGGGUCAUGAUUGUCAUGUCCAUUCUCAAGGGCCACUUCGCCUUCUUCGUCUCCAUCUCGCACUUCUUCAUCUUCUCUAUCGCCGUCUUCCUCAUCGUCUCGGAGCUCAACGUCUUCCGCAACUACUUUGAGCGCAACUGGCCGGUCCUCUCGUGCGAGCAUGGGCUCAGCUGGCUGGGCAUCGCGAUGAUCGUCAUGGGCUGCCACAUCCUCGCCAACAUCACCAACCCUGCUUUUUCCGCCGAGACCAUCGGUCUGCCCCUGUGGCGCCUCAUUCUCGCCUCGGGCAUACUGGUCAUCACCUUUGGCUUCUUCAACGUCAUCUCGUCCAUCGUCUUCCGCGACGGUCACAACGGUAUCAAUGCCCGCAACAUCCGCAGCGAUGGCACCCUCGCCUCGGGUAAGAAUUCGUUCGUUGACGGUUACUCGGUGCGGAGCAACUCUAUUCGCGAUGAGAAGCAGGCGAAUAAGUUCAAGCGCUUCACGCAAAAGUUCCCUACUCCCUGGAACAAGAGCAACACCACCACCACCACCACCACCGCUGCUCGCCCCAACAUCAGCGGCCCAAUUAUCCCCGAUAUCGAACACGGCCAUGCCUCCGACUCCGACAGGGACUGGGACGAGGACCGCCGCAGCCCCAUCAUGCCCGAGAUUAACCGUCCACCCACCGCGCUGCAUCCCAUGAACACCGGCAACACCCGCUUUACCAAGUACAGCGAGGUCAGCGACAUGACGCGCUUCUAA
Messenger RNA from Colletotrichum spaethianum, 852 nucleotides. RefSeq lists its product as uncharacterized. The coding region runs from base 1 to 852 and encodes 283 amino acids. The transcript has a single exon. The record is from RefSeq and is a predicted model, not a curated record. NCBI's taxonomy places the organism in Eukaryota, Fungi, Ascomycota, Sordariomycetes, Glomerellales, Glomerellaceae.